GCCAAAGUACAACUCUGUAAUAUUUAACUGUCCUGUUGUUAAUCUAGUCAUCCUUAUAAAGGAGUAAGUAAGCACUGCUCAUCUCUCGGCAGGCCGAGGCAGUGUAGUAAGCUAAACCGCUAUUACACUAGCAGCUGUUAGAGUGCGAAAGCUUUUCUGUGUGCGAAGCAGAGCAAGGCAAUGCUUGUGUUAACUUUCUAGCGCGAUGGUUUUUUCAUUGGGGAGACGAUGCCUUGCUGAACGGACUUCCUCAAAACAUUAUCUCUGCGCUAGCAUGUGGAAGCAAAUUCUGGGUAAAACCAGGGCCGAGGCAGCUCUCCGGAUUUUGGAUUUGUAACUUAGUCCCAAACAGUUUUCUUCUUCGGCCUGAGGAACUGUGGCUUCACUUUAGGUUAAGCAGAUGCUUGAGCGGGGCGAGGGCCCGCGUUGUCCGUUCUGCAGUGGCUUUAACGUACAGCGGGUCGGUCUCGCUGACAGUGUGUGUCUGCAUUUAGUGUCUCCUGAGGCUACAGACGGGUGUUUGAGGAGUACAUGCGGGUUAUUAGCCAGCGGUACCCAGACAUCCGCAUUGAAGGGGAGAACUAUCUUCCUCAACCUAUAUAUAGAUCUCCAGGUGGUAAUAUCUCUAUGGGAACUUAAUGCAGCUAUCUGUAUGAUGAGGCCUGUCAUGUUGCAAGGCAAUCUGAAGCACAUAGCAUCCUUCCUGUCUGUCUUCAAACUAGUAUUAAUAGGUUUAAUAAUUGUUGGCAAGGAUCCAUUUGCUUUCUUUGGCAUGCAAGCUCCAAGCAUCUGGCAGUGGGGCCAAGAAAAUAAGGUUUAUGCUUGUAUGAUGGUUUUCUUCCUGAGCAACAUGAUUGAGAACCAGUGCAUGUCAACAGGUGCAUUUGAAAUAACUUUGAAUGAUGUUCCAGUAUGGUCUAAGCUGGAGUCUGGCCACCUUCCUUCCAUGCAGCAGCUUGUACAAAUUCUUGAUAAUGAAAUGAAGCUCAAUGUGCAUAUGGAGUCAAUGCCUCAUCAUCGAUCAUAGCCCCAUCUAUCAGCACUGAAACUUCUUGCAUUAAGUGGUGAUUUCCAAGGGCAGCGUGGCUCAGACCAAUGAAGGCCUGUACUGAAGACAGCAUGCUGUUGGUACAGACUGGAUGCUUUUCCUGCAGUCACGUCAUGCCUCCUGAGAAAAAUCUUAAUGAAAGACAUCUUUCAGUGCUGGCGUGUUUCCAGAUACUGCACAUUCAUGGAGUGCAAUAAUACUGUAUAGUUUUUUUAAGAUUUCAUUCGACCAGUUCAUAGCUCAACAAUGCAGGCAUUACUAAUUGUAACUUAUUUUAUAUUCAUGUUUCACACAAUGGCAGAUUGAGUUGAUAUCUAAUUUUUCCUUGGAAAAAGUUUGUUUAAUCUGUUGUAUUUUAUAUGAAUUUCUGUUCUUUUUGUAGUUUGAAAUGGAGUUAUAGGAGUGUCUGAUAUUGUCCUAAAUUGUAAAAUAAUUGACAGCUGUCUAUCAAAUAUCUCUAAUGUGGUUAUAGCAGGUUUGUAUAUUUUUCAAAAUCUAUGGCAGAGUUGAACAGUGCAUUAUGUACUAAAUUAUAUGAACAAAAUUAUAUGCAGAGUAAUUACAUCAUUUUGUGACGUCAGUAAAAAUUAAGACCAGCUGCUUUUUAAAUUGUGUUGGCCAGCUCAAGAGGUUUUCCCUUGACCAAUCUGAAGAGUUGAAAAGCUGGGCCUUUCUACUGUCCUAAAUAUAAACUAAGAAAAUUAAUUUAAAUAAAGAGUUCUCAUUUACCGUGUGAAGUACUUUGAGUUGCUAAUGGUGGUCAAAUUCUUAGAAUUGCAACUGAAAAAUGCAUAAAAAGCCUACUUUCC
Molecule: messenger RNA, 1857 nt
Organism: Struthio camelus australis
Lineage: Eukaryota; Metazoa; Chordata; Aves; Struthioniformes; Struthionidae
Source: RefSeq, a predicted model, not a curated record